AUGUCUCGGUCUCGCCAUGCUCGGCCUUCCAGAUUAGUCAGAAAGGAAGAUCUAAACCAAAAGAAAAACAGCCAACUGAAGAAGACAUCCAAGCCAGCCAACAAAAAUGUGGCAUUGGUCAAGACUGUGAGCCCUGGAAAAUUAAAGCAAUUAAUUCAAGAAAGAGAUGUUAAGAAAAACACAGAACCCAAACCAUCUAUGCCAGUCAGAAGCCUUCUGACAAGAGCUGGAGCUGCACGCAUGAAUUUGGAUAGGACUGAGGUUCUUUUUCAGAACCCGGAGUCCUUAACUUGCAAUGGGUUUACAAUGGCUCUGAGAAGCACCUCUCUUAGCAGACGACUCUCCCAACCCCCUUUGGUCAUAGCCAAACCUAAGAAAGUUUCAACUUCUAAGAGUUUAGAAAAGCAACAUGAGUGUGAUUGUAAGGUACUCACUGACAUGGGAAUAAAGCACUCAGAAAAUGGUUCAGUCCCAAUGCAGGACCCCCUAAUCCCUCCUAAUAUAGAGAAUCUAACUGGUAUACAAAAUGCAUCUUUAAUUAAAGGUGAGAGCCAAAAGACAAUGCAGUCUUGGUCCCAAAGGGUUGAAGAUUCCAAAAUAAAUGUCCCCACUCACAGCUCCCCUGCAACAGAGAUCCUUUCUGGGCCACUGGAAGGGGUGAGUUGUAGUGAAGGACUAUUCUCUGAAGAGACAUUGAGUGAUACCAGUGAUUCCCCUAGAGUGUUUGCUCGGGACACUGCGUGUGCUCCUUUGCCCCAAAGAGCAGCCCCCAUAGUUACCUCUCAAAGAAACCCUAACAUUCAGUUGGAAGACUUGGGUUCACAAGUAGAAUCUCUUAAGCUAUCUGAUCCCAUCAAAAGUGAACGUGAUUGCUGCCCCACCUCCAGUUCUAAUAAGGUUAUCCCUGAACUGGGCCUUAGAAACUGCUUGUCUAUUGGUGGAUCUGUACACCCCACCUCGCUAAUAAAACUCCUCUUGGUGGGGUCACAACCAGAAGCCCUUGGUGCUAAACUAGAUCAUCAAGAAGCCCUCAAAGCUCCCCCAGUUCAACAGGAAGUUCCUGAUACCACCUCUGUCCUAGGUGCUAUCCCGCAUCAGUGGAAAUUUCCUGGUGCUAACCCAGUCCAUGGUGAGGCCCUGGGUGAGAUCCCAGACCCACCAGAGGUUCCCGGUGCUACUCCAGUCCAAGGAGAGGUUUUUGGUACUAUCCUAGAACAAGAAACUCUUGGUGGGGGUGGAAGUGCUGUCCCAGACCUUCCUGUCUUCCUUCCUGUUCCUCCAAACCCAGUUGCUACCUAUAAUUCUCUCCCCAAAUGGCCUGAGCCCCAGAGAACUGCCUCACAUGGGCUUGAGGUCCAGGGUGCUAUGCAGAUUUUGCCUUUGUGCUCAGGACACACUCCUCGAUUGUCAUCAAACUCAGAGAUAAGUUCGGUACCUCCAGGAAUGGCUGCAAGCAAUGUAGAAAAUGAAAAGCAGGUUCAUGUAAGCUUUCCAUCACCUACCACUCAGGGGUUCCAAUUAGCUCCUGAGAGAAGACUCUGCCAGGCUUCACCCAGUGUUGCUCACCUCUCCCAGGCUGGUCCUAGCAAGUUGAAAAGAGGGAGUUCUCAGGCCAGCAUGACCAGCAUCCCCACAGUGGUAUCUAUGACAGGGGCACUUGUCAAUACCUCCCCUUCUCCUUCCUAUACAACUUUGCUACCUACUUUGGAAAAGAAGAAACGGAAGCGAUGUGGGGUCUGUGAGCCCUGCCAGCAGAAGACCAACUGUGGUGAAUGUACCUACUGCAAGAACAGAAAGAACAGCCAUCAGAUCUGUAAGAAGAGGAAAUGUGAGGAGCUGAAAAAGAAACCAUCCGUCAUUGUGCCUUUGGAGGUUAUAAAAGAAAACAAGAGGCCCCAGAGGGAAAAGAAGCCCAAAGUUUUAAAGGCAGAUUUUGACAACAAACCAGUAAAUGGCCCCAAGUCAGAAUCCAUGGAAUAUAGUAGAUGUGGUCAUGGGGAAGAACAAAGAUUGGAAUUGAACCCACAUCCCCUUGAAAAUGUAACUAAAAAUGAAGAAAGCAUGACAGGAAUUGAGGCAGAGAAGUGGACGCAAAAUAAGAAAUCACAUUUAACUGAUCAUGUCAAAGGCGAUUUCAGUGCAAGUGUGGCAGAAGCUGAAAAAUCGAAAAACGCUGAAAUUGACAAGAAACAAAUCAAACCUCCAAAAUUGUUUGCACAAACUAUCAGAAAUGGCAUUAAAAAUGUACACUAUUUCCCAACAGAAACAAAUGUAUCAUUUAAAAAAAUCCAUAUUGAAGAAUUUGGCAAGGCAUUUGAAAACAACUCCUAUAAAUUCCUGAAAGACACUAUAAACCAUAACAAUGCCAUGAGCUCCAUUGCUACUAGUGCAAGUUGUGAUCAUCUCAAGGGGAGAAGUAAUGUCUUAGUCUUCCAGAAGCCUGGCUUUAACUGCAAAUCUAUACCAGAUUCUGCAAACUGCAGCGUAAAUAGUCAUACUAACAUACACAAUGAACGUGAUCAACCAAAAACUCCUGAGAAUAUACCAACUAAAGAACCAAAAGAUGGAUCUCCAGUUCAACCAAGUCUUUUAUCCCUAAUGAAAGAUAGGAGAUUAACACUGGAGCAAGUGGUAGCCAUCGAGGCCCUGACGCAACUCUCAGAAGCCCCAUCAGAGAAUUCUUCACCAUCGAAGUCAGAGAAAGACAAGGAAACAGAUCAGAGAACAGCUAGUUUACUUAACAGUUGUAAAGCUAUCCUCUACUCUGUAAGAAAAGACCUCCAAGACCCAAACUUACAAGGGGAGGCACAAAGCCUUCAUCACUGUCCCUCUUUGGAAAAGCAAAACUCAUGCAGCAUGGUAGUGUUCAAUGGCCAAAAUACCCUUUCCAAGUCACAUAUCUGCUCAGUUACUAACAAAGCAUCCACAAAGUCAAAUGAAUAUUCAGAAGCCACAAAUUCAGUAUCUCCUGUUAUACCCAAAUCAGAUUCAUCUAACGUUGACACCAAUACAAAUGUUGCUCAAGGUAGAACUAUUCUGGACAGUUGUUCAAACAAUUUGCAUCAGCUGCCACCAAAAAGUCCUAAAUUGGAGUAUUGUAACCAGUUACUGGACAGCAGUAAAAGGUUGGACUCAAACGAUCCACCAUGUCAGGAUGUAGCACAUACUCAAAUUGAGGAGGAUGUUGCAACACAGUUAACACAACUUGCAUCAAUAAUUAAAUUAAAUUACAUAAAACCAGAAGACAAAAAAAUUGAAAGUACACCAACAAGCCUUGCUGCACAUAAUGUACCGCAAAAACAUAGUCAAGAGAAGGACGUAAUACCACAGAAACCACCAUCAAGUGUGCAAAGCAACCAUGACCCAUCACUAACAAAGCAAAAGAAUACAACCCAGAAAAAGACAAAAUCCACUCCAUCAAGAGAUCGGCGGAAAAAGAAGCCCACAGUUGUAAGUUCUCCAGAAAAUGAUCAGAAGAAGCAGGAAGAGUUGUCAUAUGAGUACAGUAAGUUCCAUGACAUUUGGAUAGCAUCCAAAUUUCAAAGAUUUGGUCAAUUUGUUCCACAUGAUUUUCCUAUUCUAUUGGGAAAGAUUCCACCCCUAACCAAAUGGAAAGCAUUGGUUCCAACAACUUCAACAUUAAAACACAAAAAAUUAUUUCCUCCACUUACUCAGAUAAAAUUUGAGAGAUAUCCUGAAUUAGCACAGGAAAAAAAGAUAAAGGCUGAACCAUUGGAUUCUCUCCCUUUAUCUCACUUUCAAACAGAAUCCAACGGGCAGGUGUUUACAGAUCAAGCUUAUAAUUCUCAGGUACAGUCAACAGUGAAUGUCAAUCAGAAAGCUCGUCCCUUGCCCCAGCCCUCCUCUCCACCUAACCAGUGUGCUAAUGUGAUGGCUGCCAAUGACCAAAAACAGUUUCAGCAGGAUGUUAAAAAAGAACAACCUGUGCAUCAGCACCUGCCAACAUUGCCUGGUAUCUCUCAGGAGACACCAUUACCGGACCCAGCACAAAUUCUCAGGAAUGUAAAUGUAGUAUGUUCAGGUGGAAUUACAGUGGUUUCUACCAAAAGUGAAGAGGAAGUCUGUUCAUCUAGUGUUGGAGCAUCAGAAUUUUCCUCAGGAGACAGUGCACAGAAAAGUUUUAAUGAUUAUGCCAUGAACUUCUUCACUAACCCUACGAAAAACCUGGUGUCUGUAACGAAGGAAUCUGAACUGCCAAACUGCGACUGCUUUGAUGGAGCUACACAAAAAGACAAAGGCCCAUAUUAUACACACCUUGGGGCAGGACCAAGUGUUGCUGCUGUCAGGGAAAUCAUGGAGAAUAGGUAUGGUCAAAAAGGAAAAGCAAUAAGGAUAGAAAAAAUAGUGUACACGGGAAAAGAAGGAAAAAGCUCUCAAGGGUGUCCAGUAGCUAAGUGGAUUUUAAGAAGAAGCAGCGAAGAAGAAAAGGUUCUCUGUUUGGUCCGGGAGCGUCCAGGCCACCGCUGUCCCUCAGCUGUGAUCGUGGUGCUCAUCAUGGUGUGGGAAGGCAUUCCUCUCCCGAUGGCAGACAGACUGUACACGGAGCUUACCGAGAAUCUAAAGUCGUACAAUGGUCAUCCCACUGACCGAAGAUGCACCCUCAAUGAAAAUCGUACGUGUACAUGUCAAGGAAUUGAUCCAGAGACUUGUGGAGCUUCUUUCUCUUUUGGCUGUUCAUGGAGUAUGUAUUUUAAUGGAUGCAAAUUUGGUAGAAGCCCAAGCCCCAGAAGAUUUAGAAUUGAUCCAAGCUCUCCCUUACACGAAAAAAAUCUUGAAGAUAAUUUACAGAGUUUGGCUACACAAUUAGCUCCAAUUUACAGGAAAUAUGCUCCAGUUGCUUACCAAAAUCAGGUGGAAUAUGAACAUGUUGCCCGAGAAUGUCGGCUUGGCAGCAAGGAAGGGCGUCCUUUCUCUGGAGUCACUGCUUGCCUAGACUUCUGUGCCCAUCCCCACAGGGACAUUCACAACAUGAACAACGGAAGCACUGUGGUUUGUACUUUAACACGAGAAGAUAACCGCUCAUUGGGUGUUAUUCCUGAAGAUGAGCAGCUCCAUGUGCUCCCCCUGUAUAAACUUUCAGGAACAGAUGAGUUUGGCUCAAAGGAAGGAAUGGAAGCCAAGAUCCAGUCUGGGGCCAUCCAGGUACUCAAACCCUUGCGCAAAAAAAGAACACGUUUUACUCAACCUGUUCCUCGUUCUGGGAAGAAGAGGGCUGCGAUGAUGACAGAGGUUCUUGCACACAAGAUAAGGGCAGUGGAGAAGAAACUCAUUCCUCGGGUCAAGCGGAAGAACAGCUCUCCAUCAAGCAACGGUAAGGCCUCCCCCCUGCCCUGUUUAGGGAAUAAAACUGAGAUGGUGCAACCUGAAAUAAAAAGUGAAACUGAACCCCAUUUUAUCUUCAAAGGUUCAGACAACACUAAAACCUAUUCUCUGACCCCAUCCAUUCCUCACCCAGUGAAAGAGGCAAACCUUUCUCCAGGCUUCUCCUGGUCCCAGAAGACGGCUUCAGCCACAACUGCUCCACUUCAGAACGGCACAACGGUCCUAUGCAGGUUUUCAGAAAGAGGUAGCAUUCCCCACUGCACAAUGCCUUCUGGAAGACACAGUGGUGCUCACGCAGCUGCUGGGGAAUGCGCUGGAAUUGCACAGCCUUUUGAAGUGGCUCCUCUUCCCACCCUGUCUACUCCCAUGACAGAUUCCCUGGUUUAUUCUGAGCCUCCCACUGGUCCAACUGAGCAGCUAACUUCUAAUCAGCCUAACCAGCAGCCCCCAUUCCUCACCUCUUUUCAUGAACUUGCUUCCUUUCUAGUGGAAGAAGACGAGCAGCAUUCUGAAGCAGAUGAGCCUCUAUCAGAUGACCCCAUAUCAGACAACCUCCUGACACCUUCUAAGAAGGAUUUGCCCCACAUUAUUUGCUAUUAUUCAGACAGUGAGCACAUCUUCUCGGAUGGCAAUAUUGGUGGGGUGGCCAUAGCGCCCACUCAUGGCUCGGUUUUGAUUGAGUGUGCCCGGCGAGAGCUGCAUGCUACCACUCCUGUCAAGCAACCAAACCGGAAUCAUCCCACUCGCCUCUCCCUUGUAUUUUACCAGCACAAAAAUCUGAAUAAGCCCCAACACGGUUUUGAACUAAACAAGAUUAAGUUUGAGGCUAAAGAAGCUAAGAAUAAGAAAAUGAAGGCCUCAGAGCAAAAAGACCAGGCAGCUAAUGAGAGUGCUGAACUAUCCCUUGAAAUAAAUGAAUUGAACCUAAUUCCUUCUCAUAAAGCAUUAACAUUAACCCAUGACAAUGUUGUCACUGUGUCCCCUUAUGCUCUCACACAGGUUGCGGGGCCCUAUAACCAUUGGGUCUGA
Molecule: messenger RNA, 6372 nt
Organism: Cynocephalus volans (Philippine flying lemur)
Lineage: Eukaryota; Metazoa; Chordata; Mammalia; Dermoptera; Cynocephalidae
Gene: TET1
Product: tet methylcytosine dioxygenase 1
Exons: 11
Coding region: 1-6372 (2123 amino acids)
Biological process (GO): positive regulation of transcription by RNA polymerase II
Cellular component (GO): nucleus
Molecular function (GO): DNA 5-methylcytosine dioxygenase activity; zinc ion binding; DNA binding
Source: RefSeq, a predicted model, not a curated record